Messenger RNA from Vigna unguiculata (cowpea), 1092 nucleotides. RefSeq lists its product as uncharacterized. Lineage: Eukaryota; Viridiplantae; Streptophyta; Magnoliopsida; Fabales; Fabaceae. The record is from RefSeq and is a predicted model, not a curated record.
AUGGAUAUUGAUCCACCUGUGAGGAAGUUUGGGCCUAUUUUGGAUAGGUGGAAAGCAUUCAAACGGAAUUUAAGCAGAGUCAAAAGGAAAAGAGAUAUUGGUGAAGGGGAAUUUGUGACAAAUGAAGAAGUUGGAGUGCAUGACAUUAAUGAGGACUACGAUACAAAUGAAUUAGAUUUUGAUGUUGACAGUGAUGAGGGUGUUGACACAGUUGGUCCCAAAUUUUGUAAGAUUAGACCUGAAGAUAUGAAUAAAGACUUCAAAUUUAAAUUGGGAAUGGAGUUUGGAUCUUUGAAGGACUUUAAACAAGCUUUAAUGGAGCAUAGUGUUCUUAAUGGAAAAGAAGUAAAGUUUGUUAAAAAUGAUCAGAAGCGAGUGAGGGCAAUUUGCAAGAAGAAAUGUGGUUUUCUAAUCAUGGCUAGCAGGGUUGGAGGGAGGGAAACCUACAGAGUCAAGACACUUAUUGGGCGUCAUAAAUGUGGAAGGGUAUUUGGAAACAAAAAUGCAAAUAAGGACUGGAUUGCUCAGGUCCUUAUAGACAGAUUUAUGAAUGUUGGUAUUAUGAUUAUGGCUCAAAUAAUUGACGAGGUGAAGAAGACAUAUAAUGUAGGUAUAACACCAUGGAGGGCUGGGAAAGUAAAACAGAUUGCCAUGGACUGUUUGGUUGGGGAUGGUCAACGACAAUAUGGUCGUUUAUAUGACUAUGUGGCUGAAUUAUUGAGAGUCAAAGCUAGAACUUUCAAGAUUAAGAUAAAUCAACCCCAACCAACUAUGCCACCUAGGUUUGGCUGUUUUUACAUGUGUUUAGAUGGAUGUAAGCAAUGGUUUUUGGCUAGAUGCAGACCCUUUAUAGGUGUGGAUGGUUGCCACUUGAAGACAGCAUAUGGUGGUCAAUUGUUGGUUGCAGUGGGUAGGGACCCCAAUGAUCAAUACUAUUCGCUGGCUUUUGCAGGCCUAAUGACUGUCUUGAAUGGAGUGGAGCAUUGUUUCUGUUUGCGACACUUAUAUAGCAAUUUCAAGAAGAAAUUUGGUGGUGGUGUAGUGAUCAGAGACUUGAUGAUGGGAGCAGCAAAGGCAACGUACUAUGCAUGA